AAGUAUUUGAAGCAGAGUUUUACAGCUUGCUUGCGGAGCCAUUAUUUUUUAGCGGAGAAAAAAGUUGGAGGCUUGUCUUGUGCUUGAUUUUAAAACAUUAAAAAACCGUAGACAAUCAAAAUUAAACAUCAACUGAAAUUCUUGGAAAAGAAAAAAAAUAAUAAGUAUAGCUGUUUUCUUUAUCAUUUCAUGUUCGAAGAAUUGCUGAAAUAACUUACAUAACAAAGAGGAAAAAUGGAAUUAUCUGUGUUCGAAGUUUGACUGAUCUGUAUCCUGCUAUACGGUUUCAGAAACUGACAGUUUUGCAUCAUGUUUCAGGUUCAACUAGUCAUGGCUUUUGGUCCAGAGGCUACCGGUUCUGUGCCUCCUCAAAAAUCAUGGAGUAUUGUACAGUUCGAAAAAUCCAUUGGAAUCGUUCCAUUUAACUGGUUUGCAAAAGACAAAACUUCUUGUCAGUUCCCGAAAGUCAACGUUAAAUUCUCUGACAGAAAACUGCGCCGUACCCAAAGAAGGUUGGCUGACGCACAAAGUUUUGCGUGUGAUCAAAGAUAACAUUCCUGAUUUCAGUGUUGCAAAAGAUGAAUACCUUCAAUCAGAAAGUGAGGUUGAAUCACCUCCUAAAGUAAAACCCAAUAAAAAUCGUCAUACUCUUCCUGUAUUUCCACGACAAAAUUCUAAGGUAGUAAAAUUAACCCAUGAUGAAGAUGGUGACGAUGAAAUGGACGAUGGUGGCAAUGGACAAAAGUUGGACAGCAACCCUGGAACAUCAAACCCACAUCAAUCUAUUAUUACACCUGGUUCUCAGACGAGCUCACCUGGAACGCAACAACCUACUUCUCAUCUUUCUUCCACACCUGGUUCUCAGACGAGCUCAAAUGCAACGCAACAGCCUACUUCUCAUCUUUCUUCCACACCUGGUUCUCAGACGAGCUCAAAUGCAACGCAACAGCCUACUUCUCAUCCUUCUUCCCAGCCUGAUGGUCAAUCUGUUAAUAAUGACUUCCCUGUCAUGAGAGAGAAUGACUCUACGGAAAAGAAACUCUCUCAAAUAUUAACCAUCCUUUCACUACAUCACGUGCAGCUUAAGAACAUUAACGAAGCACUCGCCAAUGCCAAUGCCAAUGCCGAUGGAAAAUCUAAGCAGACUAGCAACAGAGAGAAACAAGAUGGGAAUAGCUCUCAAUCGGAAGAUGAAUUUCUCCUUUCCAACUGUCCUUUCAAAACUCCAAAGGAGUUUGAAGCAUUUGACAUACAACUCGCUAGCAGCAAAAAUAUGCGAGGAAAAUUUUUUACCGAAAUUAGUCUGUCGUUUUCGAAAUGUCGCAGAAAAAUUAUUCAAGUUCGUCGCCGUCUCCUCCGGCAUCUGAUUCUGAGGAUGAUGGUCCAACAACCUCGUUGAAGUUUACAGAAAUAAGAUUUUU
Messenger RNA from Bemisia tabaci, 1421 nucleotides. The record is from RefSeq and is a predicted model, not a curated record. NCBI's taxonomy places the organism in Eukaryota, Metazoa, Arthropoda, Insecta, Hemiptera, Aleyrodidae.